This is a messenger RNA of Ochotona princeps (American pika), 1260 nucleotides long. RefSeq names its product calcium homeostasis modulator family member 4 (gene CALHM4). The transcript is spliced from 2 exons. Bases 97 to 1041 code for a protein of 314 amino acids. NCBI's taxonomy places the organism in Eukaryota, Metazoa, Chordata, Mammalia, Lagomorpha, Ochotonidae. Gene Ontology annotation, molecular function: monoatomic cation channel activity. The record is from RefSeq and is a predicted model, not a curated record.
ACCAGUUUGGCCAGUAGGAUCCCAUAAAAUGGUUACAGCAGGUGGAGCGUAAGAUCAGAAAGGGCCACAAGGUGAUUUGUGCCAGAGCUUGCAACAAUGAUCUCCUCUCUGAACAAUGCUAUAUCCUCUCUACAGAGAAGUGGCACAUUUAUCAAUUCUUUAAUCGUGGCUUUGACGAUUGGCGGGCAGCAACUUUUCUCCUCUUUCACAUUCAAAUGUCCCUGUCAGGUUGGGAAGAAUUUCUACUAUGGUUCAGCUUUCCUUGUCUUUCCUGCCUUGAUCCUUCUGAUUGCCGGCUAUGCUCUGAGAAGUCAAAUGUGGACGAUCACCAGUGAAUAUUGCUGCAGUUGUGCCUCUCCACGCCGGACAAUCUGCCCCCUGGAGCGCCGGCUGGCUUGCCUUAGGUUCUUCAGCAUCACCGGGAGGGCACUUAUUGCUCCAUUAACGUGGCUGGCAGUGACUCUCUUGAGAGGCACCUACUAUGAAUGUGCAGCAAGUGAAUUUGCAUCUGUGGACCAAUAUCCAGUGUUUAACAAUGUCACUGCUGGCAAACGAGAAGAGAUGCUAGCUGGGUUUCCAUGUUGCACAUCAGCUCCUUCUGACGUGACCCAAGUAAGAGAUGAAGUAGCUCUUACGCACAGAUACCAGUCACAGCUACUGGGCUGGAGUUUGAUCACCUUGACCAUCAUCGCUGUUCUCAUCUCCCGCUGUCUGACGAGGUGCUGCUCCCCCCUCACCUCUCUGCAGCAUUGCUACUGGGAGAAUCACCUCCAAAACGAGAGAGAGCUCUUUGAGCAAGCUGCAAAACAGCACUCCAGGCUUCUCAUCAUGCAGCGCCUAGAGAAACUCUUUGGCUUCGUUCCUGGCAGUGAAGAUGUCCAACACGUCCGCAUUCCUUCAUGUCAGGACUGGAGAGAGAUUUCAGCACCCAGUUUUCUCUGCAUGGGUGAUGACACGCAAGGCCACUACAGUGUGCUAGGGGACAGGGUGGUUGAGGAGAAUGAAGUAGGUCAAGCAGGAGAUAUUGAAUUAAAGCCUUGAUGAUAUGUAGCACCUUUCACAAUUCAGGUUGCUCAAUAAGAUAUUUGGCUUUAUGAUGAUGGCAUUUCAUUGCAAUCUUAUCUUUUCUUCUUUGACAGUUUUUACAAAGCCAGUUAAAAUGCUAUUUCCCCAAAUAAGUUUAUCUGAUAAUCGUGCAAAUCUUUCUCUGAACUCUCACUGAUAAUCUAAUAAUGUCUACAAUGUUAUAUUGGCCUAACA